This is a messenger RNA of Annulohypoxylon maeteangense, 684 nucleotides long. RefSeq names its product acyl-CoA N-acyltransferase. The coding region runs from base 1 to 684 and encodes 227 amino acids. The transcript is spliced from 3 exons. NCBI's taxonomy places the organism in Eukaryota, Fungi, Ascomycota, Sordariomycetes, Xylariales, Hypoxylaceae. Gene Ontology annotation, cellular component: nucleus. Gene Ontology annotation, molecular function: histone H4 acetyltransferase activity; protein N-terminal-serine acetyltransferase activity; histone H2A acetyltransferase activity. The record is from RefSeq and is a predicted model, not a curated record.
AUGAAGACUCUUAAGCAGAGCGUGAAGCGUAGGCGUGCUGCUACAGACCCCAUCGAGAGAGCAAACCUAAAAGAUGACGAGACCUUCAUUAGGGAACACUUCUGUCCUAGCACUCCGACAUGGACUGGGUGGAUCAAUCCGAAAACGGAAGAAAGGCACUCUCUUGAUCUCAUCCAGUCAGGUAAUCUGACUACUGAGGAUCUUGAAGCCUGCUUUAGAUUAGUCGAAGAAACUAGCCGCGCUGACUAUGAGUCCUCUUUAAUCGGGUGGAAGCCAGACAAGAAGCUCACCGAGAUGAAGUCCCCCGAGUUAAGAUAUAUCAUCGUGAAAGAUAGUACAGGAAUAAUACGCGGCUUCACCUCUUUAAUGCCAACUUAUGAGGAAGGGGAACCGGUCGUGUACUGCUACGAGAUUCAUCUCAAACCAGAGUUACAAGGGGCUGGUUUAGGCAGGAUGCUCAUAGGGUUCCUCGAAAACGUGGCAGUGAACACGCCUCCUAUAGAGAAGGUAAUGCUUACCUGUUAUUUGUCUAAUGAGCGCGCUCUUGCCUUCUAUAAGAAAGCGGGUUUUGAGAAAGAUGAGAUAUCGCCAGAGCCGAGAAAGCUCCGAUUUGGCAAGGAGUUUAUCCCCGACUAUGUUAUCAUGAGUAAACUUGUUAGCCGUAGUGGCCAGAAAGAGAAUUAA